AAAACGUUUCAGUUGUCAAUCGAACCAGUCAAAGAAAUGUUUAUUUGCCACUCUGCACAAAAGAUUUAAUGGAAAAUACAAUUUUGAAGAAGAAAAUAUAAUUUAUAGAAAAUAAAUACCGCGAAAAUGUUCAAAUUAAGUGUUCAAUUAACUGUGAUAAUAAUUGUCUUAAGUUUAUUCCAUUCAUCGGAUGCAUUACUUCGACGCUGCUUUCAAUGUCGAUCCCGUGGAGAAUUAGGCAGCUGUAAGGACCCAUUCACAUUCAAUGCCACCGAUGUGGAAAAAGAAUCUGGUGUUACUGCGAUUCCAUGUGCAUCGGGCUGGUGCGGAAAAGUAAUUGAAGGCGGUGGCACUUAUGCCGUUGAUGAUUACGAUCAGGCCAUACAACGGAUGUGUGUACAACGUGGACCAGACGACAAUCAGGAUCGAUGCGCCAAUACAAUUUACAAUUACAAAAAAGUUUAUAUGUGUUUCUGUCAAGGUGAUUUGUGCAAUGGUAGCGAGUCGAUAAUAAAUCACAAGAACGCAAUGACAAUCCUGGGACUGAGUGCAACCGUAUUGUUAGCCGUUUACAAUAGUUAUUUAUAACAAAUAUUAAAAAUAUUGUUUAAAUAAAAUUAUUUUUUAUCAGUGUAUGAAUAAAAAAAAUUAUAAAUUAUUUCUUUAAAAAAAUCAAAACAAACAACAA
Molecule: messenger RNA, 688 nt
Organism: Musca domestica (house fly)
Lineage: Eukaryota; Metazoa; Arthropoda; Insecta; Diptera; Muscidae
Gene: rtv
Exons: 3
Coding region: 127-588 (153 amino acids)
Biological process (GO): regulation of synaptic transmission, cholinergic; sleep; positive regulation of voltage-gated potassium channel activity
Source: RefSeq, a predicted model, not a curated record